Molecule: messenger RNA, 387 nt
Organism: Pieris macdunnoughi
Lineage: Eukaryota; Metazoa; Arthropoda; Insecta; Lepidoptera; Pieridae
Source: the annotation of a GenBank genome assembly
AUGGGGGACCAACAAUUUUUCCUAAAAUGGAACGAUUUCCAAACAAAUAUGGUGACAUCGUUUAGGCAUUUACGAGACGAGAAAAGCUUUACUGAUGUAACACUAGCUUGCGAGGGACAAACAUGCAAAGCCCACAAAAUGGUCCUGUCUGCGUGUAGUCCUUAUUUUAAAAGUUUAUUAGAGGAGAAUCCAUCAAAGCAUCCAAUUAUAAUACUGAAGGAUGUUUCGUAUCUCCAUCUCCAAGCGAUACUAGAGUUUAUGUAUGCGGGUGAGGUCAAUGUGUCGCAGGAACAAUUGCCCGCCUUCCUUAAGACAGCCGCGAGGCUUAAGGUCAAAGGUUUAGCUGAGCCGCCUCCACAGAUGCCCAGCAUCAAGCGGGAAGGCUAA